AUGAAAUUGGCUUUAGUUGAAUGGCUUGGUUCUACUGAUUGUGUCAUUAAAGACAUGGCUUCAAGUAUGCUUUCUAAGUUUGACAAAUAUUGGAAGGUGGUCAAUGGAGUGAUGGCAAUAGGCAUUGUGUUAGAUCCAAGGUACAAAGUUGAUUUGUUAGAUUACUUUUUUCCUCUAAUUUAUGGAGAUGAAGUUGAUAAUGAAAUUGAGAAGGUAAAAUCUUUGUUUCAAAAUAUGGUAAUUGAGUAUAAUUUGAAAAUAAAGGAGAAAGAGAAUGUUUCUUCAUCCUCAAAUCAAACUCAAAUUGUGUCUGAUGCAAUUGUUGUUGGCAAAAAAGAAGCUUGGAGGUCUAAUUUUGCAAAACAUGUCAGUGCAAAAAAAAGUGUCACGUCUAGUAGGUCAGAAUUUGACGGAUAUAUAGAGGAGAAAGUGUUACCGGAUGAUAAAAAUUUUGACAUCUUAGGUUGGUGGUAG
Molecule: messenger RNA, 474 nt
Organism: Lathyrus sativus (Indian pea)
Lineage: Eukaryota; Viridiplantae; Streptophyta; Magnoliopsida; Fabales; Fabaceae
Source: the annotation of a GenBank genome assembly